AUGGCCACAGAAUUGGAAUUUGCUCAAAAAUAUACCUCUCUCGUUAGAGAAGUGUGCCCAGAACCAGUUGCAGAUUCUAAAUUGGCAAAUCUCAACGGCAUCCCAAAAUUCGGCUUUAUAAAGAUUACAGCACCCCAAGUUUACAAGAGAAAGAUGGAAUCCAACGGGGAUAAAGAGAUAAGCGUGACGUUUAGAAGUAUAAGGACGCCAAAAUUCAAGAAAAUACUCUCCAUAAAAGCAGACUGGCUUAUACAUAAAGUGAAGAGAUCACUUCAAGAAUCACUAAAGGAGGACAAUUUGAUGCUUGAUAUCGAACAAAUCAAGCUAAUGUUGAAGACAAAGACCGUUCAUGAUGGCAGCCGUCUCUCAAGUUUACUUAAGUCUCCAUCUGAUAAUAGUAUUACACUAAAUGCAUUUAUUACAAAGAUGUCGGCAGCGGAGAAGGCCGCCAAUGAAGCGGCAAAUGCAGAGAUCCCGGAGAUAGAAGCCACCAAAGAAUUGCCACAGGAGACCAAGGAAGAGACCCAGAGUUCACAAAAUAGUGAUAACGUCACAUUAAGUACAGAAGCAUGGGAAAAGAUCAACGAGAUAUUGAAGGGCGAAAUAUUGGAAAGCCAGCUAAGAGAAAAGUACUUAGAGGCUUUGAAGAAGGUGAAUGUGUAA
Brettanomyces bruxellensis is the source of this 663-nucleotide messenger RNA. RefSeq lists its product as uncharacterized. Bases 1 to 663 code for a protein of 220 amino acids. The transcript has a single exon. NCBI's taxonomy places the organism in Eukaryota, Fungi, Ascomycota, Pichiomycetes, Pichiales, Pichiaceae. The record is from RefSeq and is a predicted model, not a curated record.